ACCCUUCAGCGCAGUCAUAGCCGCACGAAACCGAGGAAGACCGUUCUCAGAGUAAAGCGAACACAGACUUCACCAUGGGGAGACUCCACUCUAAAGGUAAGGGAAUCUCAGCUUCUGCUUUGCCGUACAAGCGCUCACCCCCGAGCUGGCUCAAGACAACCUCCCAGGAUGUUGAUGAGUCCAUUUGCAAGUUUGCGAAGAAGGGUUUGACUCCAUCUCAGAUAGGUGUGAUUCUUCGUGACUCUCACGGUAUCCCACAGGUGAAGAGUGUUACCGGAAACAAGAUUUUGAGAAUCUUGAAAGCUCAUGGUCUUGCACCUGAGAUCCCUGAGGAUCUCUACCACCUGAUCAAGAAAGCAGUUGCUAUCCGCAAGCAUCUUGAGAGGAACAGGAAAGACAAGGAUUCCAAGUUCAGGUUGAUUCUUGUUGAGAGCAGAAUCCACCGUCUUGCUCGUUACUACAAGAAGACCAAGAAGCUCCCUCCUGUCUGGAAAUACGAGUCUACCACUGCUAGCACUCUUGUGGCUUAAGGAGAGCUGGUCAAGGUCCUUCAGGAACAACCAUUUCAUUUGCAUUGCAACUCAAGUUCUAUGAACUAUGGACUAUGUAUCUCUGUUUUCGAUAGUUUUGAUGGUUUACAUUGAGAUUUUGAAUUUAGUGAAAAACUCUUUUCGGUUUUGGUUAGUACUAAUUGGUCCUUCCUAUAAUUUGCUAUUGUGCAAAUUUGGCCAAGAAUCUAGAUUAGCUAUUGUUUUGAUUUACUGGGCCUUUAUAGGCCCAAAUCUCAAUCAACUAUACAGAAAGGGAAAUCAAAAUAUGCUUUAGCUUAUUCUUUCAGCACAA
Eruca vesicaria subsp. sativa (arugula) is the source of this 843-nucleotide messenger RNA. The record is from the annotation of a GenBank genome assembly. Lineage: Eukaryota; Viridiplantae; Streptophyta; Magnoliopsida; Brassicales; Brassicaceae.